AGUCAUGUCAGGGGACCUCUCGAGCCAAUCUGCGUGGAUAGAGGAGUGAUAAUUAUUCAUGGGCUCCUGCCUCUUGCUCCUUCUUUUGCACAGCCCCACUCUGCUGACUCAGUGCCUUAGUCUUCUCUCUCUCUCCACUGCUGUAGGUGGACCUCUUUGCCUUCACAGCCUCUGAGCAUCUGUACACCCGACAAUGGCUAAAACUGCAAUGGCCUACAAGGAAAAGAUGAAAGAGCUGUCCAUGCUGUCUUUGAUCUGCUCCUGUUUUUACCCUGAACCACGCAACAUUAAUAUAUAUACAUAUGACGAUAUGGAAGUUAAACAAAUCAAUAAGCGUGCCUCUGGCCAAGCUUUUGAGUUGAUCCUAAAACCUCCUUCUCCAGUCUCAGAAGCACCACGAACUUUAGCCUCUCCCAAGAAGAAAGAUUUGUCCCUUGAGGAGAUCCAGAAAAAACUGGAAGCUGCAGAGGAAAGGAGAAAGUCCCAGGAGGCCCAGGUGCUGAAACAACUGGCAGAAAAGAGGGAACAUGAACGAGAAGUCCUUCAGAAGGCUUUGGAAGAGAACAAUAACUUCAGCAAAAUGGCAGAGGAAAAACUGAUACUGAAGAUGGAACAAAUAAAAGAAAACCGUGAAGCUAACCUAGCUGCUCUUGUUGAACGCCUUCAGGAGAAGGAGAGGCAUGCCGCAGAGGUCCGCAGAAACAAGGAGCUCCAGGUGGAACUGUCUGGCUGAGCCCAGCAGUGGAGAGGAUGGGGAAUUCCCCCAUCACUCCCCAAACUCCCCUGCCUAUAUUACUACAGAUCAUGAGAUAUUAGUAUGGGAAAUGUAUGACAUGGUUUAAAAAAAAAAAAGAAUCAAGAACUCAAUAAAAACAAAACAAAAAAUUAAAAACAAUGCAGUCUUUGCAGAAUGAUUUGCUUGAUGUUUAAAAAUAAAACCGGGAUCUUAUUUUGUAAAUACUUACAUUUUUGUUAAAAAAUACAAGUAUUGCAUUAUGCAAGUUAUUUCAUAAUCUUUACAUGUCCUGUAACAGGCUUUUGAUGUUGUCUAUUUCCAUUCAGUUGAAUUUGUUAGAUCUGUUCCUAUGAGGUUCUCUGCAGCAAAAUCCAUGCUGAGCUAUUUUCAUUCCAGUUGAACAACCAAGUCAGUAGAAGGUCUGUGGUGCUAGAGUCCAGUCAUUGCCUAAUUACCCAGAAAGCUUUGCAAUCAAUAUACUUCCUUAAGCCAAUAAGUAAAUUACAGGCAUUCUGACUUGACAAAGUGGUCCUGAAAACACACUCUUAGAACAUUAAGCAGCCAUAAUUUAUUUAGAGCCUCAUAGCUCUACACGUCUACAUAUCAGAGUGCAAAACUAUAUCCAUUUACCCAAAAGUAAGGCUCACAGUAUUAAAUGGGACUUAUUCCUAGGUAAGUGUAUAUAGGAUUGUAACCUAAACUGGUAUUCACAGUAAUCAUUUACUCUGCCUUCAGAGAAAAUAUUUUUCAAAGAUGAAGCAAAUGGCAACGAUUUGGGUCUGAAUUUUAAAAAUAGAUAUUGGAUGCACCAGAAAAAUAACACUCUAUCUUGUAAAAACCACACGGUUUUUAAAAUGCUAGAAUUCAAAAUGACUCUAACUUGCUCAUUUAAAAUUCCACUGCUGAGCAAAAUACAUUCAUUCAAGUCAAGAAGCUUUUAGGAAUAGAUGCCAUGACCUGUUCGAUUUAUUUCAGGUCAUAGUCCUGCCUGCAGUUGCUGAAAUCAAUGAGAUAGCCAGGUGCAUCACUGCGGGCAGGAAUACAGCCUUGACCUACUCUGUUUCAUAACAGAACAUAUUAUUUGGAGUAUUUUUCAUCCAGACUCAAUGAAAUCAUGUUUAAUCCUGCUGACUAUUGCUCUCUGGUGUUAGUCUCUACUGCCUAAUUAACUUAAGAUACCAAGAAGGGUGAGGGCUGAAGCAGCAGGGUGCUAGUGAGGUGCUUGUGCCAAGUAAGGUAUCACCAAAUCAAUAUGCACAUCCCAUCAAACAGCUGUCAGUCUGAAGUGGUCCCAAACCUUCCUGGAAAUUGCUGCCUGCAUAUUCUAUUCUUCAUUAGUGCUAUUUUUCCUGUAUGUCAUUGUGAGCAAGCUGUGAUUAAUAAAGAAUUGGGGUUCUGUGAACUGAAAAAGGA
This is a messenger RNA of Hemicordylus capensis (graceful crag lizard), 2149 nucleotides long. RefSeq names its product stathmin 2 (gene STMN2). The record is from RefSeq and is a predicted model, not a curated record. NCBI's taxonomy places the organism in Eukaryota, Metazoa, Chordata, Lepidosauria, Squamata, Cordylidae. Bases 194 to 733 code for a protein of 179 amino acids. The transcript is spliced from 5 exons. Gene Ontology annotation, cellular component: growth cone; cytoplasm; neuron projection. Gene Ontology annotation, molecular function: tubulin binding. Gene Ontology annotation, biological process: microtubule depolymerization; regulation of microtubule polymerization or depolymerization; neuron projection development.